Molecule: messenger RNA, 1877 nt
Organism: Peromyscus maniculatus bairdii (prairie deer mouse)
Lineage: Eukaryota; Metazoa; Chordata; Mammalia; Rodentia; Cricetidae
Source: RefSeq, a predicted model, not a curated record
UAGGACAGGAGGUUGAUUAUGGGUCUUCAGGAUCUCUUCAUACAGAAGAAUGUCACUGGGAUGGACCAACACCCAGCUGACCAGGGCUGGACCAUGUGGCUUCUUUGAAGGUACACCGCAGGACUCCGAUUUCAUGGGUGUAAUGGCAGAAGAAGAGUCCUGACUUAGCAAGAAGCUCAAGUAAAGAAUUUUAUGGGACCAGGGACUCCUCUGAGGGAGGCAAAUGACAGACGGAUGGAGAGGGCGUCUGAAAACCAGUGAAGAAGUACAAAGAAGAAACAUGUUACAUACUGUGUCCACACCCUCUGCAGAAGGGUUAUAAAUUCUCACCAGAGGAAGAAGACCUAGAGCUCCGAGGCUUGGAGAAUCCACUCUUGUGUCUUCAGCCAGGCACCUCACUCCCUCCAGCACCAUGCCAUACAACUGCUGCCUGCCCACCAUGAGCUGCCGCACCAGCUGCUCCUCCCGGCCCUGCGUGCCCAACAGCUGCCACGGCUGCACCCUGCCCGGGGCCUGCAACAUCCCUGCCAAUGUGGGCAACUGCAAUUGGUUCUGUGAGGGCUCCUUCAAUGGCAAUGAGAAGGAGACCAUGCAGUUCCUGAAUGACCGCCUGGCCAGCUACCUGGAGAAGGUGAGGCAGCUGGAGAGAGAGAAUGCAGAGCUGGAGUGUCGGAUCCAGGAGAGGAACCAGCAGCAGGACCCUCUGGUGUGCCCUGCCUACCAGGCCUACUUCAGGACCAUUGAGGAGCUGCAGCAGAAGAUCCUGUGCAGCAAGUCUGAGAAUGCUAGGUUGGUGGUGCAGAUAGAUAAUGCCAAGCUGGCUGCAGAUGACUUCAGGACUAAGUAUGAGACAGAGCUGUCGCUGCGGCAGCUGGUGGAGUCGGAUAUCAACGGCCUGCGCAGGAUCCUGGACGAGCUGACUCUGUGCAAGUCUGACCUGGAGGCGCAGGUGGAGUCCCUGAAGGAGGAGCUGCUGUGUCUCAAGAGGAACCAUGAGGAGGAAGUCAACACCCUGCGCUGCCAGCUUGGAGACCGCCUCAACGUGGAGGUGGAUGCCGCUCCCACUGUGGACCUGAACCGUGUGCUCAAUGAGACCAGGUGUCAGUAUGAGGCCCUGGUAGAAACGAACCGCAGAGAAGUGGAGGAAUGGUUCACCACACAGCUGAGACGCACAGUCAACGCCCUGGAGAUCGAGCUGCAGGCCCAGCACAACCUGAGAAACUCUCUGGAAAACACACUGACAGAGAGUGAGGCUCGCUACAGCUCCCAGCUGUCCCAGGUGCAGUGUCUGAUCACCAACGUGGAGUCCCAGCUUGGUGAGAUCCGGGCUGACCUGGAGCGUCAGAACCAGGAGUACCAGGUGCUGCUGGACAUCCGGGCCCGGCUGGAGUGUGAGAUCAACACGUACCGGGGUCUGCUGGAGAGCGAGGACUGCAAGCUACCCUGCAAUCCGUGUGCCACAACUAACGCAUGCGGCAAGCCCAUCGGGCCCUGCGUCUCCAACCCUUGCACGCCAUGCCCACCCCCUGCCCCGUGCACACCUUGUGUCCCCCGCCCCCGCUGUGGGCCAUGCAACUCCUUUGUGCGCUAGGACCUGGGCGAUGCCCAAGGGGACAGGACACAGGGCUUAGGGCUCCAGAUCUCUGACCCAGUUCUGGUUCGUGCCACAAAACAGGCAUCAAAACACAAAAUGAGUAGCCAGCCCAGCCCUGGGAUGACAGCCCCAGAAACUGUGUCUUCAGCUACCACACCCUUCUCCAGACCAUUCUCUGUCUGCCUUUUCCUUCAGAAGGACCUGACUCUCCCUUGGCUUGCCCAGAGGACUCUGAAGUGCGGGUGGCCCUCCCUUGUAAUCUCACAAUAAACGUUUUCCUGUC